Messenger RNA from Astrephomene gubernaculifera, 844 nucleotides. Lineage: Eukaryota; Viridiplantae; Chlorophyta; Chlorophyceae; Chlamydomonadales; Astrephomenaceae. The record is from the annotation of a GenBank genome assembly.
GGCUGGCGGCUGGCGGGGUGCGGGUCACCCACAUCAGCUUCGCAGCGUACUCGUUCGGCGGGCUGAUCGCACGCUACGCGGCCGGCAAGCUGCUGUCCUGCGGCUUCUUCCGGCGUGUGGCGCCCGUCAACUUCCUGACCAUCGCCUCUCCGCACCUGGGCUGCUGGGAGCACCCCAGCAGCAUGACACACCUGGCCUACAACAGCAUCCUACCCUGGACGCUCAGCCGCACGGGCCGCCAGCUGCUGCUAGCCGACCGCUGGCUGCACCCCGAGGGGCUGCCGCUGCUGGCAGUCAUGGCGCGACCCGACUGCGCCUUCCAUGCAGCCCUCGCCGCUUUCGCCAAGCGGGUUCUGCUGGCAGACAUACGCAACGACCGAACGGUGCCGUACACCACUGCCGCCAUCACGGCAGUGAAUCCGUACUUGCCGCAUGUGCUGCCGUACAAGAGGUCGGCCGCGCCGGGUGCGGCGGCUGCGGCGGCUUUGAGGCGGUUUGGGAAACGUACGACAGCGUUGCCGUACGGUGAGAAGGAAGUGACGACAGCGGCGGCGACGGCGGCGGCAGCGUCAUUGCCGUACAGCGGCGGUAGCGGUUGUACGGCAGGGACGCUAGCGGAGGUAGCGGAGGAUGGUGGCGAUGCCGUCUGCGGCCCUGAAGCCGUCACUGACGGUACUGGCGAUGACGGCUUGGGUGACGCUUUUAUUGGGGGCACAGACGCGGGGAGCGGCGGCGGCGGCGGCGCUGACGUCGUCGGCAGCGGCAGUGGCGGCGGCAGCUGGGGUUUGAGCAACGGCUUUGGCUUGGUGCCGCUGUUCAGUGCGGGCAUGGGGCUGGUUUCGGG